This is a messenger RNA of Triticum turgidum subsp. durum (durum wheat), 540 nucleotides long. The record is from the annotation of a GenBank genome assembly. Lineage: Eukaryota; Viridiplantae; Streptophyta; Magnoliopsida; Poales; Poaceae.
AUGCUGCCCGGUACGGGCCCAUUGCGCGCCGGAUUGGCCCAUCCAUUUCCCCGUUCGUUCCGACCGUUCAUUUGCAUCCCCUUUCCUUCCGCUGGCGCGAGGGACGGGAUAAUGGCGGCAGCGUGCUCCCUCUCCCCCCUCCCUCUCGCGCCGCCUGUGGCACCCAGGCCAGCGCUCUUCUCGAGGUGCGUCGCUGCUCCGCGCCGUGGUAGGAAUGCCGGGGGAGGCACCGGGCGCUUGCGCCUCGCCAGGAGGCUGCGCCCGCCUGCCGCCGCCAUCGAAGAGGUGGAGCAGACCGAGGCCAUGAUGAGGGUGGCUGCGGACGACGAUAGCAUCACCGCCACCGUGGUGUCGGUGCUGCUCACGGUCUCGUUCGUCGGCCUCUCCCUCCUCACCAUCGGGGUGAUCUAUCUGGCGGUGCAGGACUUCUUGCAGAAGAGGGAGAGCGAGAAGUUUGAGAGGGAGGAAGCUGAGAGACAGAAAGAGGAGGCGAGGCAGAAGAGGGCCAAAGCGAGGGGAAAGAAAAGAAAUCGACGAUGA